UGCCCAGGAACAGGGUGAGGUCCAAGAUUUGGGCUCUGAAGAUGAGGCUAUCGUUGUACGCGGCUUCUACUCGUACAUCGGAGAUGAUGGUCAGACCUACAGAGUGGAUUACAUUGCUGACAAAAAUGGUUUCCAACCCCAAGGUGCUCAUAUCCCUGUCGCCUAAAUGACUGUGAUCAAACUAUUUCUUGUUACUUGUUGACUAGUGUUAGUUGGUAUUAAAAAACGCAAAAAAAAAACCUACUUCAAAAAA
This is a messenger RNA of Bactrocera oleae (olive fruit fly), 253 nucleotides long. Lineage: Eukaryota; Metazoa; Arthropoda; Insecta; Diptera; Tephritidae. The record is from RefSeq and is a predicted model, not a curated record.